Messenger RNA from Betta splendens (Siamese fighting fish), 2831 nucleotides. RefSeq lists its product as uncharacterized. Gene Ontology annotation, biological process: pore complex assembly; cytolysis in another organism; monoatomic cation transport. The coding region runs from base 1951 to 2442 and encodes 163 amino acids. Gene Ontology annotation, molecular function: channel activity. The record is from RefSeq and is a predicted model, not a curated record. The transcript is spliced from 3 exons. NCBI's taxonomy places the organism in Eukaryota, Metazoa, Chordata, Actinopteri, Anabantiformes, Osphronemidae. Gene Ontology annotation, cellular component: pore complex.
GUUCACCAUCUUGAUGACUGACGUUUAACAGUUAGUAACACAGUGUUUUUAUCAGGCAAUAUAACACAUCCUUCUGUUCAUUUUGCCUUCAUUGAACCUUGUUUUACAUCAAAGUCUUUUAACCGGAGAUGCUCUAUUGCCAUGAUCAUAAUGAGCCACUAUAAAAGCGCUUUCAAAUGCAAAUAACUUCCAAUAAAUAGUUUUUAGGACUAAAAACUAGCCCGUGUAGCUACUGUAAAGUGGUAACUGGCAACUCACCUGCAGCUUUAAAGUAAGACAGUCUGUGCAGAGUGAGCUUCACCUGAAAAUGCACAGAUUUACCACAGGUUUAAGUUCAACUCAAUCAGACCAGAGGAGAUGCAGAAUGUAGUGAAAACUACAGGAUGCAAAGAGUCUGAACAGAGAACAAAAGGAAGAUGAUGAUCAAAUAAAGAGAACAAUCAAAAAUCAAAAAAAUAUUUAAAAAAAAAAAGCUUGUUUCAAAUAUGGCGAGAAACCGGAAGUGAAGCGUCAGUGAAGGGAGCUUCAGCCUUGAUUCUGACACUGUCAGUAAAUGGGCUGAUACAAAGCGCAAUCCCUUUCUGUUUCUUUUUUUUUCUCCAGCAUAAUGUUGGCAUCCUUCAGACGGAUUCAUUCUACACCAUGACUUUGUACAACCUGCCUAAUGUGUUUAUCAAUGUUUUUGUGACAGGAUUACUUUUCUGAUCGUGCUAAAACCAACAGAGAAAACUCAUGAGGGGUGGCUGGACAGGCCUGCGCCUCAUCCAGAAGGAGGCGCUGCUACCACCCUUUAACGCAGGGUAUCCCCACAAAUGGGUUUCACUUUUCUAAAAGGACUUACUACUGUAAUUGACACUAAGUAAAACAAUUCAAGUGCUUGAGAAGUAAAUUUGAAUCUUGAGUGCAGUAUUCUACAUUAUCCUAAUGAAGAAAACAUGUUUGCUAACUGUUUUGUGUUCCAAGCUUAGUUGCUAAUUAGUCAGGUUUCUACAAUAAGAGCUGCUUACCCAGUCAGCUACCUAUAGCUUGUGUAACAUAGCCAUUAUAGUGGUAGCAAAUAAAAGUGUCAGCCUCUACUGUGAUUUGUUUCCAUUUGCCCCGUGUUAUCACCUCGUUUUCAACGCGUAAGAGUGCGUGUGUGUCCUUUUGGCCUGUACAUGGCAAUUGGCUCCCAUUUUUGGUCCUAAAACACUGUAGUUAACUAUAUUACAUAGGCUCUUGUAGAAAUGCUGUUGAUCAUGUCUUGGUUGGUGUAGUGAUUAACACACACAGUCUCAAAGCAUUUUGCCUAAGGUUCGAGUCCCGGUGGGAGCAGUCUUUCAAAUUUAUUUUUUGUAAAAACAGCAUCAUCAUUAUGAUUUAGCCAAUGAGGCAACAUCACCAUCCUAUUUAGUGCAUGGGUUUCUAAGACUACGAAAUGCUGGUCAUCUGUGGUGGAUGAUUAUAGUAUUUGGUAUUGUAGUAUUAAGUUAUGGCAGUUUAAACCCGAAAUAAGCAGCUGUAUGCUUGGACAGACCGAGCUUUAAUUGGCGGUCCAUGCUCUUGUAUGCAGCUUUCGAUGUGUGUCAGUCUAAAGGCUUAAGACAUCUCUCCUUAAAAGACACCAGAAUAUAAUGUUCAGGCUUCCACAACCAGUGGCUCCGGAGCCACACGCACCUAUUUCGCUCCCAGUGACUUAUGUGGUGGAAAUUUCCCAUAAAGAGGGUAAUAACCGUCUUUUGUGUGAUUUAUUAUAAAAAUAAAGGAAAAUAAAAAUAAUGGAUGUUGAUCAUGCACAUGAACAAACCAAAAACCAGCUGGAUUUUUGUUGGGGGCAGGGCUUAGCUUGGUAUCUGCAAGUUACACCCACUCCCCAGAGCACAUCUCACCCCCUUUAUGUGAAAAAUACCUGGAAACCACUGCAGCCAGUUUUUGCAGCAACUGACUUUAUCCACUUCUGUUCAAGACACCAUGUCCAUCCCAGCGCGUCAGUGCACCAUUGAGAUUCAGAAUAAGUGUUCUGUGUACAUUCUGUGUAACCCACAUGUUUACACUGUCAGUGGAUUCUGUGAAAAACCCCUGGCACCGACACUCAGCCCCUCUGAGUCUGGCAGCUCUCUGUUCAUUAAGACCCCUCACAGUGCUCGUGGAUCUGUUGGAGUUUUUACUUAUGAUCUGCAAAACACGACUACAAAAACUUUUGGUGGCAGAAUAGCUGUGAUGUUCUCUGUUCCGUACGACUAUAACUUGUACUCUAACUGGUAUGGAGUGGGAGUGUUCGGGCUGGACAGACAGUGUGGACAACUACUGUUCGACCAGAUGUACAACGAUACAGAGACGAGCUUUGUCAGAGGUAAAGCUAAAAUGCCCAGUCUGACUUACAAAGGCUCCAAUGUCAUCAUCAGAGCCACUAUGUCCGACAGUUACCAACCUGUCAUGAAGGUUCAAGUGUGCGACAACUAAAAUGAAAAGAGAGAAAGAGCACAGUACAGUAUAUACAGUUACAAAAUAAACAUAUGUUAACAAAAGGAGUGUAUACACAUAAAUUUGUACAGUAAAAUCUGAUUCUAAUCAGUAAUAAUCUAAGCUUCUCUAGUAACAAAACAUUAAUAUCACUUUGUUUUAUACAGUUAUAUUAUUGUGUCCCUGGAUACUAAGCUGUAAGUUCUGUUACCAUCUCCUAGUAAAGUUACCUUCUGCGACUUUAAUGACUUGUUUGAAUCGGUUUAGAGAAACUGAUGGAAUCAAACCUUUAAGGAAACAUACAAUCACGUGGCAGCAGAAACAUGUUUCCUGAAUAUUUGUGUAAAUGCAAAAAAAUAAACUUUGCUAGAAACUGAUCUCAUUGGAGU